This is a messenger RNA of Mauremys reevesii (Reeves's turtle), 969 nucleotides long. RefSeq names its product melatonin receptor type 1A-like. NCBI's taxonomy places the organism in Eukaryota, Metazoa, Chordata, Testudines, Geoemydidae. The record is from RefSeq and is a predicted model, not a curated record. Gene Ontology annotation, molecular function: melatonin receptor activity. The coding region runs from base 1 to 969 and encodes 322 amino acids. Gene Ontology annotation, cellular component: membrane. Gene Ontology annotation, biological process: G protein-coupled receptor signaling pathway. The transcript is spliced from 2 exons.
AUGGAGGAGGAAGGUUCUCUGCUGCAGAGCCUGUCUGCUGGCUUGGGAAGGGAGGAUGGGCUCUACCCCACCUGGGUGGUGAUCACGCUGGCUGCCAUCCUCAUCGUCACCAUCGCUGUGGACAUCCUGGGCAACCUCCUGGUGGUUGUCUCGGUCUUCAAGAACAAGAACCUGAGAAAAGCAGGCAAUGCCUUUGUGGUGAGCUUGGCCAUUGCAGACCUACUAGUGGCUUUUUACCCUUAUCCCCUGGUCCUGAUGGCCAUUUUCCAUGACGGCUGGGUGAUGGGAUACCUCCACUGCCAGGUCAGCGGCUUCCUGAUGGGCAUCAGCGUUAUCGGCUCCAUCUUCAACAUCACUGGCAUUGCCAUUAACCGCUACUGCUACAUCUGCCACAGCCUGAAGUACGACAAGCUUUUCUCGGGCUCCAACACCGUGUGCUACGUGGGGCUGGUCUGGGCACUCACCCUGCUGGCCAUCGUGCCAAACCUCUUUGUGGAGUCCCUGCAGUACGACCCGCGAGUGUACUCCUGCACUUUUGCCCAGUCCGUCAGCGCCCUCUACACCAUCGCCGUGGUGGUCAUCCAUUUCUUCCUACCCAUCACCAUCGUCAGCUACUGCUACCUGCGGAUUUGGGUGCUGGUCAUCCAGGUGCGGCGCAGGGUCAAGCCGGACACGCAGCCCAAAAUCAAGUCCCACGAUUUCUGGAACUUCCUGACCAUGUUCGUGGUCUUUGUGCUCUUCGCUGUCUGCUGGGCACCGUUAAACUUCAUCGGCUUAGCGGUGGCGAUCCAGCCCACACUGGGUUCCUUGAUACCCGAGUGGCUCUUCACGGCCAGCUACUUCUUGGCCUACUUCAACAGCUGUCUGAACGCUGUGGUUUACGGGGCGAUGAACCAUAACUUUAGGAAAGAGUACAAGAGAAUCAUACUGACUCUGCUGCAGCUGGCUUACAGGGCUGAUGGAGACUAG